Molecule: messenger RNA, 330 nt
Organism: Fusarium graminearum PH-1
Lineage: Eukaryota; Fungi; Ascomycota; Sordariomycetes; Hypocreales; Nectriaceae
Exons: 2
Coding region: 1-330 (109 amino acids)
Source: RefSeq, a predicted model, not a curated record
AUGAUAGCCCCUCGUGGCGGCGCAAGGCGCACCGAAGUUGAAGAACCGCAAGAUAUCAAUAUUCUUGGUGUUCGUGGUCGAAAAACUGGCGCAGAGCUAAGAGACAGAGGCAAUCGCGACGAACAUGGCAUGCAACCUUUAGACGACCUCUCCUCUUCGCCCGAAAGAGAAAUAUCUAUACCAAGAUUCGACGACGAUGAAGAAGAUGAUGAUCAUGACGAAACCGGAGAUAACGAAGAUGACGACCAAGGCAGCGAGGAUAUGGAUAUUGAGACAAGUCCGCUCACUGAGGCUUACUGUAACGAAACCCAUGGACUAACACCACUCUAG